Molecule: messenger RNA, 324 nt
Organism: Colletotrichum higginsianum IMI 349063
Lineage: Eukaryota; Fungi; Ascomycota; Sordariomycetes; Glomerellales; Glomerellaceae
Exons: 1
Coding region: 1-324 (107 amino acids)
Source: RefSeq, a predicted model, not a curated record
AUGCAAGUUCCCUCGUCCAGGGCCCAGGCCUGUGCCAUUCCCCAUCAGCCGAACCCCGACAUCAAUAUCAGGAGCAAAGGCUUCCGUGCUCUGAUCCCCGUGAUUGGCGAGCAGCGCGGCGGACUCUCAUCCGAUGUUGGCGUCCUUGCCGCGGUGGACCCCGUCCGCCGCAGAACGCAUGACAUACACACGGAGAUGGUGAAGCUGACCAGGGGACACGGAGGGCACCGCCAUCGAGUCAAGUCCCGGGCUGCGGCCUGUUCAGACGGGCCCCCCAGCUACGGCCAGCGAGAGGCCUGCACUGCCAUCGCCGGCGGCUUAUGA